This is a messenger RNA of Neoarius graeffei (lesser salmon catfish), 812 nucleotides long. RefSeq names its product thioredoxin-like 4A (gene txnl4a). The transcript is spliced from 4 exons. NCBI's taxonomy places the organism in Eukaryota, Metazoa, Chordata, Actinopteri, Siluriformes, Ariidae. The record is from RefSeq and is a predicted model, not a curated record. Gene Ontology annotation, biological process: mRNA splicing, via spliceosome. Gene Ontology annotation, cellular component: spliceosomal complex; U5 snRNP; U4/U6 x U5 tri-snRNP complex. Bases 126 to 554 code for a protein of 142 amino acids.
GUCACAUCCUGGAACCUCGACUGUACAACCUGAGAGAUUCAGUGUGGCGUUACACAAAAGAAAUACCAGCAAACAAACGUUUAUCUGCUUUCAUUUGAUUAAAGGUAAACUAUCCUUGACCCAAGAUGUCGUACAUGCUUCCUCACCUCCACAACGGUUGGCAGGUGGACCAGGCCAUUUUAUCUGAAGAGGAUCGUGUGCUUGUUAUCCGGUUUGGCCAUGACUGGGAUCCUACAUGCAUGAAAAUGGAUGAAGUUUUGUACAGCAUUGCUGAAAAGGUCAAGAAUUUUGCCGUGAUUUACCUGGUCGAUAUCACUGAAGUACCAGAUUUCAACAAGAUGUACGAGUUGUACGACCCCUGUACAGUCAUGUUCUUCUUCAGGAACAAACACAUCAUGAUUGACUUGGGCACGGGUAACAAUAACAAGAUCAACUGGACAAUGGAGGACAAACAGGAGAUGAUAGACAUUAUUGAGACCGUCUACAGGGGAGCACGGAAAGGAAGAGGUCUCGUGGUGUCCCCUAAAGACUACUCGACUAAAUACAGAUACUAACUUUUUUUUUUUAAUAUAUAUACAUAUUUUCUUACUUUUAAACAUGACAUUAUCCAGGACGGACACCUCACUGGGACAGUUUCAUUUCAUAUGAAUGGAUACAGACGUGACCUGAAGCAACUUUUUUUUUUAAUUAUUAUUAUUUAAGGACAUUUUUCUUUAUUGCAUAUAUGAUCAGGAAAAUGUGUGACCCAUGUCAGUUUAUUGUUGUGGUAUUUUUAUUUUUGUCAACGUUGUGAAUAAAUGUUUUUAGAGAAA